Molecule: messenger RNA, 414 nt
Organism: Trichomonas vaginalis G3
Lineage: Eukaryota; Parabasalia; Trichomonadida; Trichomonadidae
Exons: 1
Coding region: 1-414 (137 amino acids)
Source: RefSeq, a predicted model, not a curated record
AUGCAAACUGCUGAAAGAAAGUUUGUGAUACAGAGAGCUCCAUCGAAGAAGAGGACCACCAAACGUUAUUCAGACUAUUUGAAUAGGAUUGCUGAGAGGCGCAGACUCCUUGGAAGCAAGUACUUUGAUGUCGAAAAGACUGUUAAUUCAUUCCUAAAAUCCCAAAAAAAGAAAGACUUACUAGCCUUUGUAUCCAAAGUUAAGAUUCAAUUUAGACAGAAGAUAGAGCGUGUAUUGAGUCGUACCAAAGAAGGAAUUUAUAUUUGGUUAUGUGAACAUUGGGAUCAGGCAAGUCAAUUAAUAACUUUCAAUGGAGACACAAGCGAAGAAUCUAGUUUUGCUCAAACAAACUCAACAAUUGAUAUAUGGGAUGGAUAUUGUAAUACUUUUGAAGAUGAAUUUCUGGAAUUCUAA